AUGGACACGGCACAGGCGCCCCUACGCAUUUUCACAACGGCCCUCGCACAGGUCGACAUACACCAACCAACUUCCGCCCACCAGGCCGCCGCUCAUGCCGUCGGGCAGAUAGCUGCCGCCCACAUCGGCGACGCCUGCUCUUCGGAGCCCCUCCUCCUCACUCCCCUCCUCGAGCUGCUCGACACCUCCAUCGACGACGAUGCGGGGAAUAGCGCCCGACUGCUCGCCGCCGCCAUCGCCACCCACGUCCACACAGCAACAGAUACCAUCUCACCCCCGUCUGGCGACCAAUUAAGCGCCCUCAUCUUAGCCGUGCUCUACUCGCGCGGGCCAGCACUGACAGACAGAGUCGGCCUAGCCUCUUCUCCCUCCACCCUGCGCUUCCUCGCCGAUGCUGCGCACACUCUCUCCCAAGGCCCUACUAGCAGCGCCUCGGGGGACCUCCAUGGCCUCCGACAGGCGCUCUUGCGGGACAGAGACGUCCCCAUCGGCGCUCGACAGAUCUAUUCGUUCACGCUCGCUGCACAGCAUCCAUCCGACUCCGCCACCGGUAUCCCAGACCGCCACCUGGCAUGGCUCGAGGAGCUGCAGCAGACCUUCUUGAUCGGCUCGGCGUCGUCCUCGGCCCAGCAAGAUCCACGGCUCAGUGCUUUGGACAUGGACUGGCUCCUCUGCUCUGCCGGUCCAGACGGCUGCAGAGCGGCACAGCGCUCGAUGCUCGACCAUCUGAUCGCAUCAUUUGCCCUCUCGGUGGCCUCGGCGGCUUCAGGGCGCGGAGGUCGCCGCGACGUGGCAGAGAUGCGCACGCGUGCCAAAUGGAGCGAGCUCGCACACAAGGUACCGGCCUUGGUCGCUGCCAAAGGUCCCUUUGCGGCAUUGCCCAUCGAAGAGGCCGUCGAAGUCGUGCUGGCCGGCUCCAUCAAGGUCGAAGACCUCGAUCUCUUUCGAUCUCUGCUGAUGGACUCGACGGCGACACAGGGCCUCUCGGACGCGAGGAUCGAGCACCUUGUCCUCUCAAUAUCCACCUCGCUCUUCGACCGGGCCACGGUCGCCUCGACACGAACCGGCGACAUGAAGCUGGCCAACGAGGUGCUCGACACGGUGCCGGCCUCGACGAGCGUCAAGCUGCAGCGCAACUUUAUCGAGGCGAGCUGCCGCCUCUGCUCGUUCCGCAUCCGCUCCAAGGACGACCCGAGCCAGACGAUGGGCGCAAACGAGGUGCGGGCGGAAGAGGACCGGAUGACGCUCAUCUCGCGCCUCUUGGCGCACAAGGAGGAUGCGUAUAAGUCGCCCGAGCUGGUCCUCGAGCUGGCGUCAAAGCUCUGCGCCAUCGGACCCGACUUUCUCGCAAGGCUCUCGAUCGAGGCGAAGGGACCGGACCACAACGACGACGACACGGACGCCGCCGCCGCCGCCGCCGCUGCUGCUGCUGCUACUCAGCCGGGUCUUACUGCCUCGCAGAAGACCAUGGUCGAGAUCCGCACUCUGGCGAUGCUGGCGGACGCCGCCACCUCGGCGAGCGACUUUGAGGAAGCGGCGGCUUUCUGCGUCCGCUUGGUCGAGAAGAUUGGCGUCCUGCGCAAGCGGGCGCAGGCGCAAGAGCGCAACGUCGACGCCUCGGCGGGCGCUCACGGUACAGUCGGCUCGACGGCAAGGAGCGGCACGGCGGCCUCGAUCCUCCCGGAGGCCCUCGACCUGGGCUGGAAGACGUGCUACCAGCUGAGCAAGCAUCCCGGCUGGGACGACACGCCGCAGCGGCUCACGCUCGUCUCGCACGUCCUCACGCUCUGCCCGUCGUCGCAGCUCGCGCCCAUGCUCAAGGCGUGGAAGCGCGUCGACGACCAACUCUCUCGCGAACUCGAGCAGGGCAAGACGUUUGCCUCGACCAAAAAGGCCGGGUGGCUCAGCGGCGCCGGCCUGCCAGUCGGGGCGGGCGCAAACAUGACGAUGGACGCGUCCAACGCCGCGGCGGCCGCGGCCUCUGUCGGCGCCGGGUUGGUCGGGAUGGGCGCCAACGCCGCGGCCAACCUGCUACCUCUGAGCUUUUCACCGCUCAGCUACUUUGGUGCCGGCAGUGCAGGCGGCAGCGCACCACCCGCCUCGACCGCUACCGCUACCGCUACCACCGGCGCCCUGCCGGCGGGGAGAAAAGACGAAGCUGGCAUCGGAAGUCGAGCUGCACAGCUCUUCGACUUCGACUCCGCCGCUGCCCCUACAGCAGCAGGAGCGGGGGGAGGGGCAGGGGGAGGUGGGGGAUACCUCUCGCUCGGGAGCGGAGGCGGACACGAAGCGGCCGAACGAGCCGCCCGGGCCGCGCGGGCGGCGGCACGCAACUUCCUCGGCGGCUGGUCCAUCUCCUCGUCUCCCCGCCUCGGUGGCAGCGGCUCUUCGACGCCGUUGCCCGCCACCAGCGCAGCAGAGACUCAGGAACAGGCACAGGGCACAGCUCAGCAAAGCCAGGGGCACGGUGCUCGGACAUCGGCGAGCGGCGGCGGCGGCGGCGGCGGCGGCGGCGGGUUCUCGCUGACCCGCGGUGUCGGGUGGUUGAUUGGCGAAGACGGCAACACGAGGUGA
Pseudozyma flocculosa PF-1 is the source of this 2574-nucleotide messenger RNA. RefSeq lists its product as uncharacterized. The transcript is spliced from 2 exons. Gene Ontology annotation, cellular component: endoplasmic reticulum membrane; Dsl1/NZR complex. Gene Ontology annotation, molecular function: SNARE binding. NCBI's taxonomy places the organism in Eukaryota, Fungi, Basidiomycota, Ustilaginomycetes, Ustilaginales, Ustilaginaceae. The record is from RefSeq and is a predicted model, not a curated record. The coding region runs from base 1 to 2574 and encodes 857 amino acids. Gene Ontology annotation, biological process: retrograde vesicle-mediated transport, Golgi to endoplasmic reticulum.